This is a messenger RNA of Cladophialophora immunda, 2428 nucleotides long. RefSeq lists its product as uncharacterized. The record is from RefSeq and is a predicted model, not a curated record. Bases 342 to 2198 code for a protein of 618 amino acids. The transcript is spliced from 4 exons. NCBI's taxonomy places the organism in Eukaryota, Fungi, Ascomycota, Eurotiomycetes, Chaetothyriales, Herpotrichiellaceae. Gene Ontology annotation, molecular function: oxidoreductase activity, acting on CH-OH group of donors; flavin adenine dinucleotide binding.
CUUGGCUGAAUGAUGUGCCAUCCAUGAUUCCGAGAUGAUCAUCCCGAACACAGAUCUCGAAUCUGAUGCCUUCUCCUCUUUUCCUCGUCACCCUCACACCAUCAAGCCCUCUCCGGAAUCUCAGCGAUUGGCUGCACCCCGCAAAAGAUGUUCCUCGGGCUGCUCAGGUCCGCAUGCGGGGGAAGCACACGGACGUGGCUUUAUCGACAAGGUAGGACAGGUAGGUCGGUGAGGUUUCUGAGGACAAUCAGUUUUGCUAUUCUGUCAGUCGUCGUAGUCACAACGCCUCCUCCCUCUUCGCCUGCUGAGACUGCUACGAACGACCUCCUUCUUGAGCCACCAUGUCCGCCAGGAACGGUGUCAACGGCCAUGCCGAUGGCUCCUCGAAUGCCCUCUGCUCGGUGGAUGAAUUAGUAUCUCGCAAAUAUGACUUUGUUAUUGUUGGAGGAGGAACCGCUGGGCUGGCGGUCGCUGCUCGCUUGACGGAGGAUCCAAACGUCUCGGUAGCUGUCCUGGAAGCCGGAGAGAAUCGAAUGGAUGACAAGAGCGUGUCAACCCCUUCGCUCUAUCCUACAAUGAUCGGCAGGAAAGAGUACGACUGGUGCAUGACCAGCAUACCACAGCCCAAUGCAGGCAACAAGGUCUACUCGAUGCCGCGCGGGAAAGUACUUGGCGGCAGCUCUGCCAUCAACUAUCUCAUGUACGUCAGAGGGUCAAAGAAGGACUACGACGGAUGGGAGUCAAUGGGCAACCCUGGCUGGGGUUGGGACGAUAUGCUUCCUUACUUCAAGAAACACCAAACAGUGGACAACACGCCCAGACACAGCGAUCCACAAUUUAUGCCCAUUGCGGGAGGAGAUAAGUACCACGGAUCCAAUGGGCCCAUCCAUACCAGUUUUAACGACUGGUAUAUGCCAUUGGAGGUGGAGUUCGCCGAAGCUGCAUAUGCAGUCACUGGGACAAAGAAGACGGUCCACGACGCGUGGAGUGGCGACCAUCUGGGCUUCUAUUCGAGUCUGGGAGCCGUCAACAGGACCGACGAUCCCGGCAACCGAUCCUAUGCCGCCACAGGAUACCUUCGCCCGAACUUGAGACGACCUAACCUCAAAGUUUUAACUGAGGCGCAGGCCACCAAGAUCAUCUUGGACGGAGAUGCCGCCAAGGGCGUUGAAUUCGUGCACAAGGGCCAGAAAUACAGGGCUCAGGCAACGCGCGAAGUUGUUUUGUCCGCAGGUGUGAUUCAAAGCCCUCAAUUACUCGAACUCUCUGGAAUUGGCGACCCUGAGGUUCUCCGAGCGGCUGGUGUCGAGUGCGUCGUUGAGAAUAAGGGAGUAGGCGCCAAUUUCCAGGAUCACGUUCUCGGCGGACUCCUAUACGAUCUGAAACCGGGUAUUGAUUCCAUGGAUGCAUUGCACGGGGAAGAGUUCAUGAAGAUGCAGCAGGACGUCUAUCAGAACAGCCAGAAAGGGCUCUUCGCCAAUCCGGGGAUGAUGAUGGGGUUCGUGUCGUACGCGUCUGUGGUGACUCCCGACGAGCUUGAGGCGACCAUCAAGGAAAUCAAGCAGAAGUCGCUUGCAAAGACAGACUUUGAAAAGGCUCAAGAGAAGGUAAUCGUCGACCAGCUCCGCGACCCAACGUUUGCCAAUCUCCAAACCUUCUGCAUCCCCUGCCGCCUCGACGUGGCCAAGGGCUCGGAUCAGACCCUGUUCUUUGGCAAACCACCCAACGGAAAACAACAGCUCUCCUUACUUAUGUGCCUUGAACACCCUCUGUCAAGGGGAACAGUACACAUCAGAUCGUCGGACCCGCUGGCACCGCCAGAAAUCGACCCAGGCUACUUCCGGAACGAGGUUGACGCUAAGAUUCUCGCGGCGGGCAUGAAAUGGAUGGACCAGGUGGCCAAACACCCGUUGCUGGCGAAAUCACUCGCUGAGCGAGAACUGCCGCCCGAGACCGAGAAUCUAGACACCGAGGAGAAGAGAGUCGAGUAUGUCAAAAACCACAUCAGCACACAAUAUCACUUGAUCGGCACUUGUGCGCUGGGCGAGGUUGUGGACACAGACUUGAAGGUAAAAGGCGUCAAGAACCUGAGGGUGGUGGACGCCUCGGUCUUCCCUGGUCAUGUCUCUGGGAAUAUCAUGGCUACUACUUAUGCCGUGGCUGAGAAAGGCGCAGAUCUGAUCAAGAAAGAUAUUUGAGCACAAGAACUAACGAAUAGGCGAGACUCUCCAGGACGAGAGCGCUCAAAAGAUUGUCCGCCUUCACUUGACGAGACUCGUUUUGUGUUUCCUCUGCCUUCCUUCCUCAUCUCGAACUGCUACAUGCAACUACAAAAGGCCGGCCUCAAUUCCGGAAUGGAGUCACGCUCGCUUACUCACCAACGUAGGGAAAGAGAUGGAUGGAUGGACAUGUUGCUCCGUAUGGUGUG